This is a messenger RNA of Electrophorus electricus (electric eel), 3748 nucleotides long. It is a transcript of the gene appl1, whose product is annotated as adaptor protein, phosphotyrosine interaction, PH domain and leucine zipper containing 1. NCBI's taxonomy places the organism in Eukaryota, Metazoa, Chordata, Actinopteri, Gymnotiformes, Gymnotidae. The record is from RefSeq and is a predicted model, not a curated record. Gene Ontology annotation, molecular function: identical protein binding. Gene Ontology annotation, cellular component: cytoplasm; endosome membrane. Gene Ontology annotation, biological process: signaling.
GAAAAUGAGAAUACGGCAUGUCCGCAUUUGUGGGAGGAUUCUGAUGAGGUGUAGAUUUGUCUUGAAUAAAUCAACCAAGGAGAGAUUUUUCAGAAACGCUAUCGGUGGUUUGGUUUUUAGAUCAACAGCAACUCAGACCUGUUAGGUUCACGCUGCAGUCAUGCCUGGAAUUGACAAACUGCCGAUAGAAGAGGCAUUGGAGGACAGCCCUCAGACACGCUCCCUGCUUGGUGUGUUUGAGGAGGACACAGCUGCAAUAUCCAGCUACUACCAUCAGCUCUUCCAGGCUAUGCAAAGAAUAUAUGAUGCGCAGAAUGAACUUAGUGCUGCCACGCAUCUAACAUCCAAGUUAUUGAAGGAAUAUGAAAAGCAGCGUUUCCCUCUUGGUGGUGAUGAUGAGGUCAUGAGCUCAACUUUACAGCAGUUUGCCAAAGUCAUCGACGAGCUCAGCUCCUGCCAUGCAGUUCUGUCCACUCAGCUAGCAGAUGCCAUGAUGUUUCCCAUCACUCAGUUCAAAGAAAAGGACUUGAAAGAAAUCCUCACCCUAAAGGAGGUAUUCCAGAUAUCCAGUGAUGAUCAUGACGUGGCUGUCAACAGAUAUAGUCGAUUAUCUAAGAAAAAAGAAAAUGAGAAGGUAAAGGGUGAGGUCAUGGAGGACGUAUAUACCUCCAGGAAAAAGCAGCACCAGACUGUGAUGCACUAUUUCCUGGCUCUUAAUACUCUACAGUACAAGAAGAAGAUUGCCCUGCUGGAGCCGCUGCUGGGUUAUAUGCAAGCACAGAUAAGUUUCUUCAAGCUUGGAUCAGAGAACCUGACACAGCAAUGGGAAGACUUUCUUACAAACAUUGGGACCAGUGUACAAAAUGUCCGCAGGGAGAUGGACAGUGAGGUGGAUGCAAUGCAGCAGACCAUCCAAGAUCUAGAGCAGGCCAGCGACAUGCUGUACAUGCCGGACCCUGAUCCCAGCAAAAUCCCCAUCAAUCGCAACCUGACCCGCAAGGCCGGCUACCUCAACAUGCGCAAGUAUGGGCGUAAAACAGGGCUGGUGUCAUCCACCUGGGAUCGGCAGUAUUUCUUCACCCAAGGCGGGAACCUUAUGAGCCAAGCACGAGGAGACGUAGCUGGGGGUCUGGUCAUGGACAUUGACAACUGCUCUGUAAUGGCAGUGGACUGUGAGGAUCGGCGCUUUUGCUUCCAAAUUUCAUCAUUUGAUGGCAAGAAGGUUGCCAUUUUGCAAGCAGAUAGCAGAAAGGAUUGUGAAGAGUGGAUUGCAACAAUAAAUAACAUCUCCAAAAGGAUAUAUCUUAGUGACAACCCUGAGGAAACAGCCGCCAGAGCGAACCAGUCUGCGCUGGAAGCUGUGACACCUUCCCCUUCAUUUCAACAGAGGCACGAGAGCUUUCGACCCAGCACGCAAGGCCGACCCAGAGCAGCACGGACAAGCAGCCAGGGAUCCGUAGGCUCUGACUCACCCGCUCUAUCCUCCCUGUCUCUGGACUCCCUCGUGGCCCCAGACACACCCAUCCAGUUCGACAUCAUCUCGCCUGUCUGUGAGGAGCACGCCACCCCGGCCAAGAAUGCCAGCCAGGGCAGAAGGACCAACCCAUUUGGGGAGUCUGGAGAGCCGCAGUCCGGAGACAGUGAAGACUCUAUCUUGCACCAGCUCUUUAUCGUACGUUUCCUGGGCUCCAUGGAGGUGAAGGCCACGGAAAGCACAGAUGUUAUCUACGAAACCAUGAGGCAGAUCCUGGCAGCCCGAGCCAUCCACAAUAUCUUCAGAAUGACCGAAUCUCACCUGCUUGUCACCUGUGAAUGCCUGAAGCUCAUUGACCCUCAAACACAAGUCACAAGAUUAAGGUUCCCCCUUUCCGGCGUGGUGCUGUGCGCCUCCCACCAGGAGAACAAACGCCUGUUUGGCUUCGUCUUGCAGACGGUCGGGGGGCGGGUGGACGGCCGGCCGGUCGCUACCUGCUACAUCUUCGAGUCCAAUAAUGACGGCGAGAAGAUCUGUGAUAGUGUGGGACUGGCUAAACAGAUCGCUCUCCACUCAGAAAUGGAUCGCAAAGCCACACAGAAACAGAGGGAGCUGGACAAGGCCAAAGAGAAACAGCAAGAGGAGCUGACCAAGCAGAAACAGAUUGAAAAGGACCUGGAGGAGCAGAGUCGCCUGAUAGCUGCUUCUAGUCGGCCAAACCCACCAGCUGCUGAUGGACAGUUUCUAGUCCUUAGCAACAGCCAAUCAGAGGACAAUGAUGCUGGGGAGGAGAGUCGGAAAAAGGAAGAAUCGGAGGCUUGACACUAAAAAGCAGGAAAAAAAAAAGCCAAAAAAAAGUUUUAUGAACCUGAGUUCAUACUUUUUCCCAAAACGUAGUCUUAAUGACAUUUCCUUCAACGCUAAAGGAAAUUAUAUUAGCAAGGUGAUUGCAAAAUAUUAUAGAUGACACAUAAGAAGUACAAGAGGAUUCAUGAUCAUUUUCUGCGUUGGAGAAUUGAGAGUAUCUCCUGGGAGUUUGGUUUAUUUGUAUGAAUAUUGUAUUUUAUAUUGGUCUGUUAUCUGAAACAUGAUUUUAGAGGAGUUUUUUCCCAGAUAUGUGUGAUGAUUGAUAUUCUACAAUGGCAUACAAAAAAUGGAGAUGUAUGGUUGAAAUUAAUGGGGGGUUUUUGGUAGGAAAUCGCACGUGUGAAUAACAAACAUUUAUUAGGGACUCUUAUUAAUAUUGUAUAUUGUACAUUUGCCAUCAUGCGCUAACAAACCUGCAUGUGCUUUGUCAUAGCACUCAUAUCAUAAAAGCUGUCUGUUGGGUUUGAUUUUAACUUGAUUGCACCUAGGGUGUGUUACACUGUAUUUGCAAUCAUGCUAUUAUGGUGCUUUGACUCAUCACCAAGUCCAGUUACAUUUUCUGAUUACUAACAGUCAUCCACCCAGAAGGAUUCUGUCAACAUGGACUUGAACUGUUGAUGUGGUCACUCAUCUAUGGCAGUGGUUUCUCACUUUGUCUUUGAAGAAAAAUUAACAUGACAUGAACCAGAAUUGGCUAUACAUAGCAAUAACAUUUUUAAUUGAAUUUGCACUACAUCAAGAUUUCGCCAUGUACUUUGUCUUUGGAAAUAUGAACAUAAGGCACAUUCAGAGUUGUCUUAUUUUUGGGAGUGGGAUGGUGGUUUGUAUGACCAACCUCCUUAACCAAUUAACAGCACCCUUUGUAAUGAAUAUACUGCAAUCAUGCCAAGGUUAUUAUUGGACUCACCGCCAGUGUUAAAUUACAAGCAGUCUGUGAAUCUUUACUUUUUGUUGUGUAUAUUAAUAAUUAAUGUUGAUCUUCAGUGAAAGCGUCUGUUCUGUGUAACGGUGUUUCUUUAAAAAUUUCACUAUAUAGACGCCUAGAGCACACUUGAGAUGUGUACGAUAUGCCCAUCUAAAUUGACUCUUAAUGCUUUUUGGCUUAUAAAAAAAAUGUUAGUCUCUAUAAUUAAUCAUGUCUAACAAUUUUGGUUAUUUUUAUGGUUAAUGAUUUAGAAUUGUUUUUUCCCUUUUAAAUGCGAUUGGCUUGUACAUAAAUAACAUUUGUCAAAUAUAUUUCGGAUGGAUACCGAUUUGAAGUGUCCCACAUUCUUGUCCAAAACUAAAAGGAAAACAUGACCAUAAAACCUUAAGAAUUUUACCAGAGUCCAUUUCUGGUAGAGUUGGUAGGGCCUUUCUUGUUAGGUCAUUUGGCCACUUUGCAUUAAUAAAAUUAAUUUCCAAUGA